Ooceraea biroi (clonal raider ant) is the source of this 3188-nucleotide messenger RNA. RefSeq names its product enhancer of mRNA-decapping protein 3 (gene Edc3). The record is from RefSeq and is a predicted model, not a curated record. Lineage: Eukaryota; Metazoa; Arthropoda; Insecta; Hymenoptera; Formicidae. Gene Ontology annotation, molecular function: mRNA binding. Gene Ontology annotation, cellular component: P-body. Gene Ontology annotation, biological process: deadenylation-independent decapping of nuclear-transcribed mRNA; P-body assembly.
AACUUUAUAAUAUUCGCAUUUUUCGAGGGAAAAUUUUGUUUAUUGAUCAAAGUUACAAACAUUUUCACCCGUACAACCAUAUAAGUAUUUAUAUUGUACGAAGUGUUAAGUAUUCUCAGCAUGAAAACAAAAUAUUAGAGUGAGCACGUAUCGCGCAUACACCCGUAUGUGAAAAAGUCAACGUACGGCUGAAAAAUGUCUGAGUUUUUGGGUUGUACAGUUUCUGUGAAGUGCAUCGAUGAUCUUGGAACGUAUCAAGGCAAAAUCAUUGAUCUGAACAAGAAUAGUCUGACACUGGCGAAAGCAUUUUGCAACGGCAUACCACAUACCUCCUCCAUUGUUAACUUGAGUGGGAAAGAUAUACAAAACGUGGAGAUUAUAUCAACCGAUGAUGCAAGAGCUAACAUAAAUGACAUCCAGUCGCAAAGUAAAGUAAUCGUAAAAAAGCCAAUCGCGAAGAAGGCUGGGCGAUCAAUAUCGGAGUGCGUCUCCAUAUCCACGGCUCAAGCGGGAACUUCUCAGAUACAGACGCACUUUAAGAGGCCUGUAGAACCUACCCAGCAGCAAUUGGAGCAGCAAACUCCAAAUGGAAAAAUUGCUUCGGUUGAAAAUAGCGCGUCCAACAAUAAAUCCAUUCCGAAGAGACUGACUCACAGGCAGAGAACACUGGAGCAAAAGGAGAGGGAUGAGCAUACCUUCGGCACCCCCAUUGAUCAGUCUUUGCAGCAAGACUUUGAUUUCGAGAAGAACUUGGCAUUGUUUGACAAACAGGCCGUGUGGCAAGAGAUAAACUCAUUAAAGCCGGAUAUCGUUCGACAGUCGGAGAACAAUCGGGGGACCACUGCUAUUUACCGACCCGAUGAGAACAUUCUCGUAUCCGAACCUACGGCGCUCAGACAGAUCGUGGUGCCUUGUCCGGGUGAAAAAGAAUACGUCACGGAUAAUGGUUUGGUGAUUCCUAGCAUCACUCUUAAUCUUCAUCGGCAAUUGAUAGGCACGGCAGAUAGAUUGGGUUUGAGUUGGGAACGCAGGGUUGAACUUCUCGGUCGUGCCGGCGCCGAACUCAUCCUGCAACUGCUGGGCGGAAGUCACCGAUUGGAUCCGAAUAACGCGCAUCAGUGGCCAACCGUGGUCGCGCUGUGCGGUCCGCAUCGUUCCGGUGCCGCGGGCAUCAAUUGUGCCCGGCAGUUGUCCAGCCACGGCAUCAAGACAAUCGUGUUCGUGGAGAACGCCGAGGACGUGUUCCUCCUGCAGGAGCUGUCGCUGUACAGGCUGACGGAGAACAAAGUAGAGACUAAGGUCAAGAAUUUGCCGUCGCUGGUGGACAUGAUAGUCGUGGCGCUCUGCGAUGAGGACUCGCCGCGAAUGAUCACGCCGAUAGCCAGGUGGGCGAACACCAAUCGGGCACCCGUUCUCGCUAUCGAGCCGCCGGCCACCGGUACACCGGGUAUUCUGAGCAGAUUCAGUCUAGUGGGUGCCCUACCAUUGUCACACAGUGUCGACAACGGCAGAUUGUACCUGUGCAAUCUCGCGUUGCCGAACAGGGUGUACUCCGACAUCGGAAUCACGUACAGAUCGCCGUUCGGAUCUAAAAGCGUAAUCGCGCUACAUUCCAAUAACUCUUAGCAGAUGUUUACGUGUCGCGUCGUGUCUUUCUGAAUUAAUUUUAUUUUAAAAUCACGCGUGUAAUUUGUAAGCCUUGUACACACGGAAAUAUUUCAUUUCCGGAGCACGGAUCGAGUGAUGAACAAGUUACGUAAUUUUGGCGUUUGAUAUCAACUUUUAGAGCGUCGUCGAUUAUUAUAAUUUUCACAUUAUUAUUGUAAGAAUGGAUAGAGUAACGCGUACCGUUCUCCUGUAGCUAAAUUGUGUUUUGAUUACGUGGAGAGGCACGUUAGAAAUAACGAAAGGAUAUCUCGUCGAAGCUACGAAAAAUCAGUGUGCUUCAUUAGCGUCAGAUAUACAAAAUAAACUUUCUACUGCUUUAAAUAUAUAGUAAGUAGUCAAUGAAGAGUAGAAAUUACUUCCUUACAGAUACAGUUCCAUGUCGCGGCGAUCUCUCGCGUUGAUAUAUAUUUGAUAUAUUUAAAUAAAAACCUACACCGCUCUAUAUUAGCUCGUACCAUUCAAACAUAGUAAAAAUUAAAUCGCGAUAGAUUUUCGUAACUGUAUGGGAUUGCCUUCAUUUUCGUCGAGUAAUUUAAAUAAUAAGAAUUUUGUAAGUAUAUAUAUAUAUAUAUCUUAAAGCACUACAAGGUGUUGAUACACACAUGGCAUAAAAGCUUAUAAACUUGAAAAAUUGAUAGUAUCGAGGAGAAAAAUUGAAUAGAAGCUUACGUAUAGAAAAACAAAAUCUGUACAGUUUUUAAUAAUUUGUAACGUACUAUUUAUGUAAUCGUUAAGGAAUUUGCGAAACGCACGCGCGGUUAAUUAACAUACAUUUUUAAUACACAAUUCAUUAAAUUUAGUGACGAAAGUUUUAUCCCUUCACGCACAUCCGCAGUUUUGUUCUCCAGUAAGCUCCUACUAUGUUCUCAGCAUCACCUGUGUUCCAGCGCAGCGGUCGUAAUAACGAUACAAAAGUAUAGUGAAACUAUUACAACACUAUACGAGUCAUCUAAAGCGUUAUAUCUAUACUGCAUUGUGUUCCUUUUGUAUUGUUCUUUUCUUUUUUUUUCAAAUAACAGUUUAGCGAAAUAUGAUAUGUAUUUCCGACGAUCAUACAUUUAUAUAAUUGUACUUUUAGAAACUUGCGUAACACAACGUUUUCUUGCACACUUAAUAUUAUGAAUGAAAUCGAUACAUUAAAUAAUUCUAUAAUUGGUGUUCAUUUCUAAAUGCUGUGCGCACAUCGUUGCAUUUUAAGCGACUUAUUUUAAAAUAUACAUAAAAAUGAUCAAGUAAAAUAGAGUUAUUGAUAUUUAUUAAAAUUAACAAUUGAUAAUUAUGCUCUUGACUUGAUAAUUAGCUAGCGCCAAUAUAAUAAUUGCAAGUGUUUAAAUAAAUUAGUAAUAAUAAAAGGAAUGUCUAACUCAUAGUUAUUCGCAGACGUUAAAUUUUAUGGUCUAUACGAACUAAACAUGCAAAAGAAGAUAUAAUACAUAUCCAUUUUCAUGAAACGUUGUCAAUGUUUCCCUUGAUUAUUUAAAUUUAUAGCAAAUGCUAAUUACAAAAAUUUAUGCAUACGA